AUGCCUAUCAGCCCACCUUUGUUUCCUGCACACAAACUUUUAGGUUGUUCGCCUGACGAUCCUUCCAUUCAAGCAUGGCUGCACACUGUGAUUCCAACCGACCAUCAACCACUUUCAGAACUCCUCGUGAAACGCUUUUCUGAUUGCACUUAUUACUCCUACAAAUCGCUCGGGAUCAGCUUUUGCUUUGUACAGAAAAAGGACGACGUCGACAAGUCGCUUGUAUUGGACAGCAUUGAUAUCUACAAUGGAAAAACACGGGAUGGAUUUCAGCCUUUUGUCGGCAACGCGUACCCAUUUGACUUUACAAAGGAUACACGAGGACAUGAGAUUGUUAGUCAGUUGGGUGAACCUGAUCGUAAAGGAGGAGGCGGCAAGACCCAUUUACCAUGCUGGAUAGAAUACAAGUUCAAUGAUCAAGAUGGUGGUGGUGGCCUUUUUAUUCAAUUACAUGGUGUAGAAUGGGAAGAUCGAGAUAUGGGAUGGACAAGUUUAAGUUUGUUUGCCUAG
This is a messenger RNA of Lichtheimia ornata, 510 nucleotides long. RefSeq lists its product as uncharacterized. The transcript has a single exon. Lineage: Eukaryota; Fungi; Mucoromycota; Mucoromycetes; Mucorales; Lichtheimiaceae. The record is from RefSeq and is a predicted model, not a curated record. The coding region runs from base 1 to 510 and encodes 169 amino acids.